UUUGACUAGUUGGAAACAAGCAUACCUAUUAAGCGUGGAAAAUUGCUACUUUCCGAAUUAUCAUAAUCAAUACAACGAUUUGAUAAGGUAUCAGUUGGACCACGUAUCAUCAUUUUACAGGCUGAAAUUAUCUACGGUAGAUAAUUUAGAUACAAAUUAUAAGUAGGUACCUGGUUCACGAUAUUUUACACAAGUCUAACCUCAAAACAUUCGAACGAUUCCCAAUUUUAGUUUUAAUUUUAUAUUUUUUUUUUCAAUAAAAGGUUUUUUACAGUGCCGAUUUCCUGUUGUGAGAAUAACGUUGUAACUUUUUUAUUUUCUUUUUUAUAAUAUCGAUUAAAAAAUAAAUUCUUCCAAUCAUGUUAAAGUUAAUACUUUUAGUUAUGUUAUUGGAGUGCGGUUUAGGUCAACAUUAUCAGCAGAAGGUGGCUCCUGGUGUGCCGCCUCAAAAAUAUGAGAACAUUCAGAAGCCGCCUCCUCCGCCACCUAAGCCUCAACAACAACAAAAAUUGCCCCCUGGAGUUCCCCCACAAAAAUAUCAGGCUCAACAUCAACAACAGAAAGCUCAACAACAGGCAGCUAAUCAGCAGGUCCCCCAACAGCAGGUCCCCCAACAACAGGUCCCUCAACAACAAGUCCCCCAACAACAGGUCCCCCAACAGCAGGUCCCCCAACAACAGGUCCCCCAACAACAACAGAAAGUGCCCCAGAAAACAGUUCAGCCCGUAUAUGUAAAUCAAGAACCAAAAAUAUUAAGCGAGGAUCACAUGGAACAUGAAAAAAAACAUAUGGAGAUGCAUAUGGACGUUCCAGUAGACACGGCGGACCUCUCCAAAGAGGAGAUGCAUUUCCGUUAUUUCAAGAUGCACGAUAUUGACAAGAAUGGCAAGCUGGAUGGCUGUGAACUGAUCAAAUCCCUCCAUCAUUGGCACGGUGAAGGUGAGGCCCCAUCAGAGUUAUCUCACGUAUACAGUGAUGAAGACCUCAUAGAAAUAGUGGAAGGUGCUUUAAAGCAAGCUGAUUUUAACAACGACGGAUUCAUUGACUACGCUGAAAUGAAAAGGAGUGUUAUUGGUUAGAAAAUAAAGAAAGAAAAAAAAGAAAGGAAAGGAAAGAAAGGAAGAAAGGAGGCCGGAGUGAGAUGGUGGCUGAGUUCGGAUAGGGACCCUACGGGGUAUAACUAAAACCCUUGCCCAGGGAUACGGGUGAAGACCUCAACGGUUGCAGAGGCGGAGAUGGGAGCCAUCGGUACGGCAAUGCAGGACGGGGCAAGUCACGGGGACUGUAUCCUGGAACCAGACAGAGGGCAGCAGUAACUGUCAGUACUAUUCAGUGGCGGAGGACAGGAGUUCUAGUGCGGCUUUGAAAUAGACUACUCUGGGCGCCAUUCCACUCGCGUCAGACAGAGUACUGCGGGACGGAAGGCAAAAGGGCACUGCCCUAUUUUUCCAUAAAAACUAGCAUGGAGAAUGCUACACCGACAAGAGCGUGGCUCUUGAAUUAAUGAUGAUAGGAGAAAGUAAAGGAAGAAUAUUUUUUUUAUAAUUCAUGGACGCUGCUGCUACAAUACAAUAACAUCAAAAAUACUGUAGCGGACCCAACUAGUUGGCCACCUAGUUCCGCCCACAUCCAACAGAUGGCGCCACAUUCAAUUUUCGCCCCGAAAACAUUUGGCGGCAGCACACCCUCGACGCAAAAUAUACCUAAAUAGGUACUUAAAAUUGAAAACUACAUACAUACAUACAUAAACUCACUAUGGAAUUCCACUUCCAUUUGCAAAGUUAUAAGCAUGUAGCAGAGUAGGGGCAUUGUAGACUCAAUAAGCACCUACACAGAAUGGAGCUGACCGAGUCUCCUUUAUGCAGAUUCUGCUUAGGGGAAGAUGAGACGCCACUACAUCUGCUAUGCAGCUGUGAGGCUCUCAUACAUAGUAGAAGCCGUACACUUGGGGGCCACAUAAUGGACCCCCAGGAAGUCAUGGAGCUUUCUCUCAAAAUGACGUUGGAUCUCUUCGAACGGAUCGGUCUAGAGGAGGAUAUUUAAAUGUAGGGAUUUUAGGUCACAAUAGAUCUGUCAAGGUCGCAGUGAUCUCGCGGGCUGCAUUGCAGUCCGGCCCUCACAACUUGCAAAUUAUAAUGUAGCAGAGUACAAACUGUGCCAUACUGGCCUUUCUGUCUGACCGUCAAUCGUCAACCAUUCCGCUUUUCCUUUCAUUUUACGCUGAAGCAUUGCAUCCCCGACCUUCAUAAGAACUACAUAAAGAUACUAUGACUGCUUAGUUCCGGCCGUGCCCUCUAAUUUUGGAUUUGUAUCUUAUAUCUAAGCAUCGUUAUAAUUUGUCUGUGAAGUGUUGUUAAUAAACUGGAUAUUCCUGUUGAAUUUAUAACGUUA
Pectinophora gossypiella (pink bollworm) is the source of this 2391-nucleotide messenger RNA. RefSeq lists its product as uncharacterized. The coding region runs from base 360 to 1079 and encodes 239 amino acids. Lineage: Eukaryota; Metazoa; Arthropoda; Insecta; Lepidoptera; Gelechiidae. The transcript has 7 exons. Gene Ontology annotation, molecular function: calcium ion binding. The record is from RefSeq and is a predicted model, not a curated record.